AUGAGCUACGUGAAUAGGGAGUCUUGCUUGGCCGCUGGGAUCGCUCUGGCAGUGCUUGCUUUGUUGGCUGUUUCGGUGAGAAUUGCGUACCGGUUCAAAGCAAACCACAAGCUUAGCCACGUCCGCUUUCUGAAUUACUUAGACGACAUCUUCUGUUUGUUAGCCUUAAUCCCCACCAUUGGGACGGCUGUGGUCUUGGUGUAUGGCGCCCAGGUCAAUGUACUUGGCCAGCACAAUGACGCCUCCAACGUGCAAAAUUGGAUCACAACAACGACUCCCGAUCUGGUGUUGUUGGAAAAGUUUGUCUACAUGGUCUUCGUGAUGCAGCCUCUUGCAAUCGGCUUCAUCAAGCUUUCCUUCCUUUUCUUCUAUCGCCGCAUCUUCUUUGUGUACAAGUCAUUCCAGGUUGUCUCGCUAAUUCUCGUCGCAAUUACUGUUGCGUGGAUCAUGGCCUUUUUCUUCGGCUUUACUUUUGCAUGCGGCAUUAACUUCGCCACAAACUGGGCAUCGCUUUCCGAGAUCGAGCAGAAGUGCGGGUUUGGCUUCAUGGCCACCGUUGUCUAUUCCAUCCUGGACGCAGCCUUGGACUUCAUCAUCUUGAUCCUGCCGUUCCCUUGGAUUUGGCAACUGCAGAUGCCUACUGCCCGCAAGUUCCAAGUCUGCGGUGUGUUUAUGCUUGGUAGCAUUGCCGUCGCUUCAGCACUAGUUCGCAUGGUUAUUUGCAUUCAACAAAGCACGCCUUCGAGUGCUCUUGAAAAGACCACUAUUAUGGGCAUGCCUCCAUAUGACAUAUUGGGAAUCACGAGUGCCGGCAUUUUCUGGACAGUCGUCGAGACUAACGUUGCCCUGAUCGCCUGCUGCCUCCCGAUCUUGCACUCCCUCGUCAAACCAACCGCGUUUGGCGCUGCCGUUAGCCGCGUUCAUGGCUUCUUUUCGUCGAGGAGCUCAACGCGCGCAUCGUCCAAAGAGCUGAACAAGGGCUCUUGUGAUCACCUCCAUUCCAUCGGCCGUCGGGAAGAACAGACACAUACACACAACAAAUCCAGCAGCUUCGGAGAGAAACUAUCGCACUUGAAAAAAGAAACCAACAACGAAAAGCCGCAGGAGCCACUCAAAGCACCCGAGCCGACCACUCCCUACCACACCACCCUCUCGUUCCCCCAAUCGCCCCCAUCAACGAAUCCAUCCAUUCGGACCAGUAUCCCCGCCCGCGAUCGAGCUCCUCACGAGCUCGACUCUACCAACCCCCUACCCGCGCCACCUCGCCGACGGCGAAGAUGA
Diplodia corticola is the source of this 1281-nucleotide messenger RNA. Its product is annotated as plasma membrane protein pth11-like protein. The transcript has 9 exons. The coding region runs from base 1 to 1281 and encodes 426 amino acids. NCBI's taxonomy places the organism in Eukaryota, Fungi, Ascomycota, Dothideomycetes, Botryosphaeriales, Botryosphaeriaceae. The record is from RefSeq and is a predicted model, not a curated record.